GUGAAAGGUUUUUAUAUAUUUAUGGCACAGUGAUAAAUUCUCCUGUCAACAAGUGUGAUUAGAGAUAAGUAUUGAUCAAGUCACAAAUGCGAUAUUUGGGGGAGUUGGAGUAGCAGAUUUCCAGCCUGAAGGUAGCCAUGGAGUGGACAAGAGUGUCCAUCGCAACUUUCCUGCUGCUCGCAACUUUGGGAUCUUCUGGUGCCAGGGUCGAGGAGGAGAACCCUGAGUACUGGAGGUCACAGGCCCGGGAGUCUUUACAGUCCGUCCUGGGCAGGAAGAUCAACACCAAUGUUGCGAAAAACAUCGUGUUUUUCCUCGGAGAUGGUAUGGGACUAACAACGUACACCGCAGCUCGUAUCCUGAAAGGACAGCUGGCCGGCCAUUCAGGGGAGGAGACUGUGAUGACCAUGGACACAUUCCCCUAUGUGGGGCUGGCUAAGACCUACAGUGUGGACUUCCAGAUUCCAGAUAGUGCUGCCACGGCCACUGCGUAUUUGUGUGGCGUGAAAGCAAACCUGAACACGAUUGCAGUCAGCGCAGCGGCUCGCAAUGGUGUCUGCAGAACUCAGAAAGGAAAUGAGGUCACAUCCAUCCUGAAGUGGGCGAAAGAUGCUGGGAAGUCUGUUGGCAUUGUGACAACCACUCGGGUGCAACAUGCUACCCCAGCAAGCACGUACGCCCACAGCGCCAGCCGGAAGUGGUACAGUGAUGCUGACAUGCCUGGUUCUGCCAAGAAGGAAGGCUGUACCGAUAUUGCUUCCCAGCUCAUCAAAAACAUACCCAUUGAUGUUAUCAUUGGUGGUGGAAGAAAGUACAUGACCCCCAGGGGCACCAAGGACCCAGAGUAUCGCAUGGAUUUCUCUGCCUGGGGCAAAAGAAGAGACGGACGUAAUCUAAUCCAGGAGUGGCAGAGCAUGAAGGUUGGAAAGGUAGCCCAUUAUGUGUGGAAUAAAACAGAUUUUGAUGCCAUUGACCCAGAAAACACAGACUCUCUCUUGGCUCUGUUUGAACCUGGUGAUCUGCGCUAUGAGGUAGAAAGGGACCCGAGCAUGGAUCCGUCCAUUGUGGAGACCACAGAAAAGGCUAUCCGCAUCCUGCAGAAAAACCCCAAAGGCUUCUUCUUGCUGGUGGAGGGUGGGAGGAUUGACCAGGGUCACCACGCUGGCCGGGCGUACAUGGCCCUCCAUGAAGCUGUUGCUUUUGAUAAUGCCAUCGCAAAGGCCCUGGAACUCACCAAGGAGGAUGAAACUCUCACCAUAGUGACGGCUGACCAUUCCCACCCAAUGACCUUCAAUGGAUUUCCAUUUAGAGGACAAAGCAUUCUGGGUAAAUCUCCACUGUGGGGUACAGACAUGUUACCUUUCACCACUCUGAUGUACGGAAACGGACCCGGACAUAAAAUGAUUAAUGGCAAGCGCCCUGACUUACGCAAUGUCACUACCAAGGGGAAAGAUUACGUCCAGUUUUCUGCAGUUCCACUCAAGUCGACGUCUCACAGCGGCGAGGACGUGGCGGUUCUGGCCCGCGGGCCCAUGGCCCAUCUCUUCAGCGGUGUCCAGGAGCAGAGCUACAUCGCCCACGUUAUGGGCUACGCUGCUUGUGUGGGUGCUGACCUGAGGCACUGCCAGGGCCAGCCUGAACCAUCCAUGGACCGCACCACCUUUCCCAUUUACAGUAGCGGGGCAGCUCAGACUUCAGCUGUUCUGCUCAGCAGCCUCCUCAGUGUGUGGCUAGCCAUAGCUGUGCUUAUGUAAGAUCUCUCUUCCUGAGGGAACACGGAGAGGGCAGGUGUUGCAAGUGUUUCAGAUAUGGAGAUUAUGUUUGCUCUUACAACCAUCAUGAUAAGAUUGUGUUUAUUGAAAAACAUAAAUUGAGAUAAUGCCUCCUAUAAAAUGAACCAUUAUAAUGCAAAGUCUGUGUCACAUACAUAGAGUACUCCUUGACUCAAGUUUGUUUGCCACUAGGGUGAUAUAAAUCAUCUAUAUGUAAUGUUACGUAUUGCCAUUGACUGAUUUAUUCAGACGGUAAUUUUGAAAUAAGAAAAAUAACAUCUUCAUAUAGCACAAACCAUACAUAACAAGCCAAAGCCUGCCAAUUCAUGACACUACUAUUGCCAUCUUUAACAGAUGUGAUGAGGUUUUCAAUGAAAACAAUAUUGCUCUCCACUCCUUUCCAUUGCUUCUUGUUUAAAUCAAACAGGAAUUGUAUAUUGAUCUCAGGCUAAAACUGUUUCAAAACCUUUUUGGUUUGUUGUGUAAUCUUAGGGAAACUGAUGGGUGGGGGUAUUCUCUUUUACAGCAAGGGCUUUCUCCCCGCAGCACUGCCGAGCACUCCACUGUUCACUGACAUUAGAGAGGUCUUUAGUUUUUCAGGAGUCACUCAGGAGCCUGCAGACUUUAACAUCUGUUGGCCUGCUCUUUGUAGAUCAGCAACUCCUUGGGACCUUUACUUUUCUCCAUUGAAACACUGUUUCUUUGACUCUAGGUUUCAAACUCUACAGGUUAAAUUUCAAUGUCUUUCACCCUUAUGUGUAUCAACAAGUAGGCGAUCUUUAGAAAUUCAUUCCUGCCAUUGUUCAUUUCCACAAACCAAUUUUUGAGGACAUUUUCUAUCUGUAACAGCCUGUGAAUGUAAUAAUGUUAUCAAACAUCCAUUUGUUUUCUCUUUUUAAAAGUUUUGUCCUAACCUCUGAUACAACAUGAAUCUAAGAAUAAAUCCUCAUUCCUUUGAUCCUCUUUUCCAAUAUCCGAUCUGUUAAUUGAGGUUUGAGGCAGCUUGGUUUGAGAACAUAACUACAGCAGUCCAUUAAUAAUGCAAAAUAUUUAAAGUUCAUCUAUUUUUGUCUAUGACAGAUUGCGGUAAUUAUUCUGCACAUCUGUUGGGGAUUGGUGUUUGUUAAACAUGAUUUUGACUCUCCUUGUACUCAUUAAGUCUGGCCAGCGGCUGUCAUAUGUUUUUUCAGAUGAUGGCUUUUCUUUACAUCUUUUAAACGGACUUGCAGGUGAUUUGUCUUAAAGACUACGUGUAGUAAAAGUCAGCAGCAAAUAAUGGACAUGAGAGAAGGAAAAAUCAGAGGAAUAAAUUAUUCUUAACAAAUGUUUAAUCACACAGGUGAUCUCAUUACUGUUUACUAAAUCAUUUUACUAAAUACUGUACUUUACUAUAAAUACUGUAAUACACUCUGUAAAACACAAUAAAAUACAUUUUCUGACCAAAA
This is a messenger RNA of Cololabis saira (Pacific saury), 3217 nucleotides long. RefSeq names its product alkaline phosphatase 3 (gene alp3). The transcript has 11 exons. Gene Ontology annotation, biological process: dephosphorylation. The coding region runs from base 138 to 1754 and encodes 538 amino acids. Gene Ontology annotation, cellular component: plasma membrane. Gene Ontology annotation, molecular function: alkaline phosphatase activity. NCBI's taxonomy places the organism in Eukaryota, Metazoa, Chordata, Actinopteri, Beloniformes, Belonidae. The record is from RefSeq and is a predicted model, not a curated record.